Molecule: messenger RNA, 849 nt
Organism: Trifolium pratense (red clover)
Lineage: Eukaryota; Viridiplantae; Streptophyta; Magnoliopsida; Fabales; Fabaceae
Product: chaperone protein dnaJ 11, chloroplastic-like
Exons: 1
Coding region: 76-579 (167 amino acids)
Source: RefSeq, a predicted model, not a curated record
CAAUUUCAUUUCUCAUUCCCAAUUCUCAUAACAUAACGACUUUCUCACAAAUCUCAACGGAAAACACAAACAAACAUGAUUUCUUCCGUAUCUCUUCCUUCCGUUUCUCUCUACACCACCGCUAACAACUUCUCCGGCACCACCGUAACUCCACCACCGUGCCGCAUCAGAUCUAAGCCUUUUGUAAUCUCCGCUAGCGCUACAGCCACCGCUGAACCUCGUUCAUGGACUGAACAACAACAGAGACCUUCUUAUCUUAACAUGAACACAAACUCGAUUUGUUCUCCUUCAUCGCUUUACGAUAUCUUAGGUAUAUCGGCUGCUGCAUCGGUUCAAGAGAUUAAAUCGGCGUACCGAAAACUUGCCAGAGUUUGUCAUCCUGAUGUGGCGGCGAUUGAUCGGAAAAAUUCUUCAGCCGACGAUUUUAUGAAGAUUCAUUCUGCUUAUUCUACUCUCUCUGAUCCUGAAAAACGUGCUAAUUAUGAUCGGAGUCUUUUCCGUCGUCAACAACGGCCGUUGUCGACGAUGAUGUCUUCCGGUUACUCUAGCCGGAAAUGGGAAACGGACCAGUGUUGGUAGUGAGUUGACUCGGACUCGUUCGAGUUAACUUAUAAGCAGUAAUUAUAUAACAGAUGAGGAAGGUGCAGUUUAUUGAAGCGCCAUGACUGAUCAAAGUGUAAUUUAUAACUAAUUGCUAAUUAAGGAUAGUAACUAAGUAGUAAUUAGUUUUUUUCGCUGAAACUAUACUAGUACUCCAUUAGUUAGUUUUCAGAGUUUGUAUAUUGAUAUUUGAAAAUAUGUAUUCUGCGGAGUUUUUCCACUAUAAUACAGUACAAAAUUACUGACCAA